Otolemur garnettii (small-eared galago) is the source of this 476-nucleotide messenger RNA. It is a transcript of the gene NDUFA7, whose product is annotated as NADH:ubiquinone oxidoreductase subunit A7. The record is from RefSeq and is a predicted model, not a curated record. Lineage: Eukaryota; Metazoa; Chordata; Mammalia; Primates; Galagidae. The transcript has 4 exons. Bases 21 to 362 code for a protein of 113 amino acids. Gene Ontology annotation, cellular component: mitochondrial inner membrane. Gene Ontology annotation, biological process: mitochondrial electron transport, NADH to ubiquinone; ATP synthesis coupled electron transport.
UCCUUUAUCGUGGAGGGGAAAUGGCGUCCGCUACCCGUAUCAUCCAGCGGCUGCGGAACUGGGCUUCUGGGCAAGAUCUGCAGGCGAAGCUGCAGCUACGCUACCAGGAGAUCUCCAAGCGAACUCAGCCUCCUCCCAGUCUCCCUGUGGGCCCCAGCCACAAGUUCUCCAACAAUUACUACUGCACUCGAGACGGCCGCCGGGAAGCUGUGCCCCCUUCUGUCAUCAUGUCUUCACAGAAAGUGUUGGGUUCAGGCAUGCCAACAGAGAGGUCAGCUGUCAUGGCCACUGAGAAGAAGGCGGUAACACCAGCUCCUCCCAUAAAGAAGUGGGAGCUGUCCAAGGACCAGCCUUACCUGUGAUGCUGUGUCCUAGGGCCACUUGACUGCUUUGCCUCCUUGGAUUUGGUCCAGGGAGAAUGUGGCCUAAUUUAUUACAAAUAUAUCGAGCUUCAUUAUCAUUUCUGCUUUUACUUU